AGUGUGUAUGUGUGGACUGUAGGAGGUGCCAAGGACAAUUAGCUGGAAAUGUGAAUAAUCCAUGUAUUGGGAGACGGAAUAUGCCCACGCGUUUAUACCUGCGUACUAGAGAGUCCCUACACUACUUUUUCACUGUACUCUUUCAGAGUUGGCGAAUUCGAACUGGCAGUGGAAUUACAUAAUGUAAUCGUACAAUGAUUUUGUUUUAGUGCUAAUAUUUUGUUGACAAGCAAUCUUCAAGGUAAAUUGACAGGGUUUGGAAUGUCCACCCGAACUGAAGAUGAGGACAAUCCAGCUGCACCAAUUGUUGUGGUGACUGUAGUUGGAGCAAGAGGAUAUAGAGCACCAGAAGUUUAUAAGAAACCUCUUUCUCUAUCAGUGGAUGUGUAUGCAUUAGGGGUGGUAAUUUACGAAAAUCUGACUGGCUUACCUUCCUACUCAGUAACCACAAAUCAAUGUUUGGUGGACUUUAUGAGUAAUGUGACAGUUAUGGUGGAUGGUCAUGCCAAAUGGCUGCACAAUACAGCAAGGGAUAUGGUCAAGUUGGCUAGAGAUUGUACCAACUUGGACAGUCAGAAGCGACCUUCCAUCACUAAGGUUGUUUCCAUGAUGGAGACGUUGAAGGAUCAAGCUGUUGCUUGUACCAGAAUGCAUGCAAUAGAUGUUUUGGAGACAGAAACAGACUCCGUUGGUGAUCACGAAAUUUCCUCUGAAUGUUGCAGCAGUUAUAUUGAUGAAGAAGAGAAUGCGUGUGACACUGUGUUGGCAGGUCAUCAAAAUUACAGUUUAUCAAUCUUGCCUCAGAUGCCCGUUGCGUUGGCCUGUGGAUAUUGCUGAUUCGAAUAACAGUCACC
Messenger RNA from Corticium candelabrum, 854 nucleotides. Its product is annotated as interleukin-1 receptor-associated kinase 4-like. The transcript is spliced from 5 exons. Bases 262 to 837 code for a protein of 191 amino acids. The record is from RefSeq and is a predicted model, not a curated record. Gene Ontology annotation, biological process: protein phosphorylation. Lineage: Eukaryota; Metazoa; Porifera; Homoscleromorpha; Homosclerophorida; Plakinidae. Gene Ontology annotation, molecular function: ATP binding; protein kinase activity.